AUGUCGGACGGAUCGAUAACGGCGACGGAGAGUGAGAUACCCCUCGCUGAUUGUAUCGUUGCGAGCUAUGUCAGGAGCAAGAUCAGCACCGACCGCGAACAAAAGUACUUGCCCGAGGGUUCGGUUGAGCGACUCAUCACUCCUUCUUCUAUUCGAGAAGAGCUCAGCGAUAUCCCCAUCGAUCCAGAGUCGUUGGAUAAUCUGAUCGACUUUAUCGUAACUCGAGCGAAAAAGGUCUUUACAAUCACUAUCCUUGCGCAACUCAGCGGACUCGACCUUUACAACGCCAUCAAGACAUUUCAAGACGUGGGAUUUGACGAUGACAAGCUACCAGUGCUACCAGACCGUCAUGCUGACCUCAUGUCGGCUGCGUUCAAGGGGCGGAGACUAUGGAACGCAGUCCGAAAGGAAGGAUUCCUAACGGACCAAUGGGGCCUUCUCGUGCCGGUCUUCACCAAACCACAAUUGAUGCAUUCACUUCAGGAGAGCGCUAUACUUCCCCUUGAGCGUGUUAGCAGUGCCUUCAAGGGAGGCACCUUUGGCGAUGUCUAUGAAGCCACUGUUCACCGGGCCCAUAUGGACGAUGAGCUGUUCAAGCGAAAUGGCUCUCGUACCAAUAUUGCGGUCAAGGAGAUCAAAGCCAGUCAACUGUUGCAAGGCGAUGUCCAAAAAGCCUAUGACAUUGAGGCCCUGGCGCUUGCUAGAAGCAGUAAAGUCGAACACGAAAACCUUAUCCCAUGUCUCGCCGCCAUCGAGAAAGGGUCGAUGCACUACUUUCUCUUCCCCUGGGCCGAUGCUGGCAGCCUCGAAGACUUUUGGCAGAGUAGUCCAAAGCUCAGCCCGGAUUUUCUUAUGGAUGUCUUUGAGCAACUGCGUGGACUUGCGGCGGCCCUUGAGAAGCUUCACAACUAUGACGACAAGAACGUCCCGGUUGAAAGCGAGGGCCGUCCUGCCUCGCCAUCAGGCGGCAUCAGGCACGGUGACUUGAAGCCCGCCAACAUUUUGAUCUUCAAAUCAGGCGACCCCAAGCGAAUUGGAACCAUGAAAAUUGCAGACAUGGGUCUUGCCAAGUAUCAUCAAGUUCAGACUCGUCUACGAAGGAAUGCAACUAGCUCUAGAUACGGGACGUCUCGAUAUGAACCACCUGAAGCCGGAGCACCGAAACUCAACACGACUCCUGCCAUGUCCCGCCUUUACGAUACCUGGUCUAUGGGCUGCAUCUUCCUCCAGUUUCUCGUCUGGCUUUUGCAAGGAAAGGAAGCCUUGAAGAGUUUCAACGAAUCAAUCCACGAGUACAACAUCAAGAACCAGUGGGGAUCCAUGUACGAUCUGGAGCCACCAUACUACAUCAUCGGAUCCGAUAGCAAGGCUCAGCUCCAUCCUCUCAUCGUACAGCGGUUUGGAGAGCUCUCCAGAAGCUGCACACGCAACACAGCGAUUGGAGACCUCCUUCAUAUCGUCAAGACCAAACUGCUCAUAGUUGAUCUCCCAAGCAGUAGAGAGCGACCUACAAGUAGAUGGGUUUCCUUGAGCGAGUCGAGGCCACGAUAUCGCGCUACGGCACAGGUUCUCAGGGAGCGUUUGGAUCUUAUCGUAGGUAAUGCCAAAGAGGACCAUUACUACCUUUUCACAGAUAGAAACCGAGAGAAUGCACCACCGCCAUCGCUUUACGCGCAGCAAUCGUCGAGCACCCUGCAUCCGGACUCGGCUGGGCUAAGGAAGCGGAUCAAACAGCUGAUAAGGCCAAUUGCACAAAUGAGAGGCCAUCCCGUAUGUUAUCCCAAGAAGUGCACCUCAUCAAUCAUUAUACAGUUAGACAUUCAUGUCUGGGAUUAUCUUGUUGACAACGAUUUCGCCUUCAAAAUUAUCGACGCAGGAGAUAGCCCUGCACUCGAGCCUUUCUCUCACGGAAAAACCGAGCAACUCUGCGACAGCUGCAAGGACCUCAACUUUUGGGCAACGGACUUUCACAUCGAGGAUGAUCUUUCAGAGCUCAAAGUGCGCCAAGAGGACUGUCAGUUCUGUAGCAUGAGGUGGGAGGCCUGCAAGUAUCUUGAAGGCUAUUCUCCCUCGGCUAGAUUUGAUAGGAUUGAUUCGGUGGUGAAGCUCAACGAGAGUGACCCUCCUGUCUUCUCUAUCUGCAGUGGCCCCGGCCUGAAUCUGCCGGCCUCACUGCAGGUCGGGAUCCCACAAGUAACUGAAUUGGCAAGAACACCAUAUCAGAUUAGGUUGAUCAACACUUGGAUAAAAGAAUGUGACGAGAACCAUCCCAAGUGCAGAGGAUUGCCUCAAAAGGACGGACCUGGGAGUCGCAAGGCUUUUCAACUGCCAACCAGGCUCAUCGACAUUGGCCAGCCUGGCUCCAAGAUCAAGUUGUACGAGACACAGCCCGAUGACAAGACCGAAAACCUCAAGUAUAUCGCGUUGUCUCAUCAGUGGGGAGACCCUACCGCCAGCAACCAUUUCCGAACCACGACCCAGAAUUACGCCGCCCAUCUCAACAAUAUCGACUUCUACAAGCUCCCAGACACCUUCAAGGAUGCCGUCACCAUGACUCGUGACAUGGGCAUUCGAUAUCUCUGGAUAGACUCCAUCUGCAUCAUUCAAGGCCCAGAUGGUGAUUUCAACACCGAGUCUCAGAAAAUGGAAGAUGUCUUCAGUUCUGCCUACUGUGUCAUCGCUGCGAGCUGUGCCAGAGAUCAAUGGGAUGGGUUUCUCAAGAACAGGCUUGAAUCUGAUUCGAGACGUUUUGCGACAUUCAGAAACGGCCGAGACCCGCCAUUCUAUGUCUGUCAAUUCCUGGAUGACUUUAACGCCGAUGUUCUUGAAGGACCAUUGAACAAGAGGGGCUGGGUUCUUCAGGAAAGAGUCUUGGCUCGUCGGACCAUCUUCUUCACUGAUAAGCAGAUCUAUUGGGAGUGCGGCAACGGCGUUCGAUGCGAGACUCUAACGCACAUGAAAAAUGAGCUUGCAGCUUUUCUUGGAGAUCCCAACUUCCCCGAAAUCGCCAUCCACUCCCCUCGGGCCGACCGAGACACGUCUCACGGCGAAAAGAUCCUCUAUUACCAAGAUCUCUAUAAGACCUAUUCCCGACUAGCUUUUUCCAAACCUGAAGAUAGAGGAGUAGCAAUGAAUGGUCUAGAGCAGCGACUUAGUCGCGGCUUCGUCUGCAACGGCAAGUUCGGCAUUCUAGACGACAAGAGUCUCUUCCACCGAGGCUUGCUGUGGAGACGGGCUGUGACUGUGACUUCUAUGGAGAAGAUCCUGUUUCCGGCGGAUAGACAACAAGUGCCUUCUUGGUCUUGGAUGGCUGUUAAGGGUGAGAUGGAUUACAUUCCGGUGCCGUUCGACACGGUGGAUUGGGAAACAAGUCUCAAAUCUCCUCUAAGACACACUUUGACAUUCAAGGACGAACAAAGUAGAACUAUGGAGAUCAGAGCCAAGGCCAAUGAACUUGUCCCUGGCCACGGUGAUGAUCUCGAGGAGUUCUACGACAGAGUCUCUGAUCACGAAGGAACUCCACGAAAGGUGCUCUGCGUCAUUGUUGGGAGAAACAAAGGCUCAGGUCGAGCUGAGGAGAAGUUUCACUUUGUUCUUCUCGUGUCUCCUAAGCUGUCUUCUGGACCAUGGGUGUGUGAGAGAGUGGGAGCUGGCAAGGUGCCAGGAAGCUGGAUCGACUUUACUCGGCCGGCAGCUGACAUUGGAAUUUAUGGUAUCAUUAGACCCGCGAUAUCUAUCACUGAGCCAGCUAUGCGUGCAGCCCCCAGUUCUAUUUCCCCGUUCACCCAGAACGAACCGGAUUCGGCUCGUCUGCGUAACCUGGGACACUUAGACACUUUUGAUGCAACCUCUUCAGCUUGGUAG
Fusarium falciforme is the source of this 3864-nucleotide messenger RNA. RefSeq names its product Protein kinase domain-containing protein. Bases 1 to 3864 code for a protein of 1287 amino acids. Gene Ontology annotation, molecular function: protein kinase activity; ATP binding. The transcript is spliced from 8 exons. The record is from RefSeq and is a predicted model, not a curated record. Gene Ontology annotation, biological process: protein phosphorylation. NCBI's taxonomy places the organism in Eukaryota, Fungi, Ascomycota, Sordariomycetes, Hypocreales, Nectriaceae.